AUUGAUGUGUGAAUAUGAAGUUCUCAGCACCAAAUUGUGUCUUGCAGGUACCACCAGGAAGAACGCUCUAAUCUGUUGAUACAGCGCCUGACCAUCUUUGUAGCAUCCCUCAGCAGGGAAAGUGCACUGCAAUCUACUGAGCAGAACUUAGUUGACCCACGUCUGUCUUCCACAUCUUCUGAAUCCAAGUGGAUCCCUUUUCCCUUCUUGGAAACACAAGGUCAAGGUUAACAAAAAAAAACAAACUAUGGCAAAUUCAGGAUUCCAGCUGCUUGGGUAUUUUCUUGCAUUAGGAGGUUGGAUUGGCAUUAUAUCUACAACAGCAUUGCCCCAGUGGAAGCAAUCAUCCUAUGCAGGGGAUGCCAUUAUCACAGCAGUGGGACUGUAUGAGGGACUCUGGAUGUCAUGCGCUUCUCAGAGCACUGGGCAGGUGCAAUGUAAAGUCUACGACUCUCUGCUUUCCCUGGAGGUUCACAUCCAGACAACACGGGCUCUCAUGGUGGUCGCCAUGCUCCUGGGAUUCGUUGGUAUUAUAAUCAGUGUGGUUGGAAUGAAAUGUACUAAAGUCGGUGAUAACAACCCUAUUACAAAAAGCAGAAUUGCUGUCUCUGGGGGAGUCCUUUUCCUGCUAGCAGGUCUUUGUACCUUAAUAGGAGUUUCAUGGUACGCAACACAAGUCACUCAUGACUUCUUCAAUCCCAACACUCCAGUGAAUGCGAGAUAUGAAUUUGGCUCAGCACUAUUUGUUGGCUGGGCCUCUGCCAGCCUGACAAUGUUGGGGGGAUCUUUCCUGUGUUGUUCCUGCCCCAACGAGGAUAGAAGAGGACAGCAGUAUUACAGACAGUCGCAGCCUUCAGCUACAACCAGAGAGUACGUCUAGCUCGCAGUCCAUCCCUAAACAUUCUAAUCAUUGUCAUCUGCAUGUGUUUGGAAUAAGCCAAUGUGCUAUUAUUUGGGAGUUUUUGUUUUUUUAUUCAAUAAAGAACAGCUCAUUAACCAAUUAACAUGUCUGGAGCAGGUCAAAAUAUUAACUGGAGAUGAUCAUAAAUUGCCUAAAAACCAUGUAGCAUAGGUUGUUCUAAUGAUGUCUCAAUGUUGUUAUGUUUUUAAUAUGUCUUGUAAACAAUCCUUUUUUAACUCAGGGGUUUCAAUUUUGGUUCUAUGUAAGGCACUGUCAUAUGCUGAUGGGACAAGGUGAUUAAACUGGCCUGCGCUGAGGGGAAUGUGGUUCUCCUAUGUCAUAGAUUUGUGACUCCUAAAGAAUCACAGAACAGAAAUGCUACAUCCUCUUAAUCAUUGUAGCAAAUGGAAGAAAGCUGAGUAGUACAACGAUUGUCUUUUGCAAGCAAAAUGCAAACAUCCAUCAACAAGGCCAAAGGUCUAUCAGUUUAUGCACAUCUUAUAGAUACUUUUUUUUAGAUAUGACUCCAUUUUCCCAAACAUUUUGCAUAAAUCUCCCUAUAGUUUCAUUUAAAAACUAAGAGAAUUUCGAGCCCAUCAUGGCCCAUCAAGGACGCAGCUUAAACCACCAAACUAUGCACUCCAUAACAACUUUUUGUGCCAGCUUCUUAAAAAGUUUAUUGUAGGGAUGUUUGGGAGCUCUACCACUUUUCCUAACUACAAUUAGAACCCUAUACUAUAUGUACCAGCCACUGGAAUCCCUACUAGACAAUAUAUCUACAUGGGGAUCAUCCCAGUCUUCCUUCUGUGAUGUCUCAUGGCACGACAUAGAGUUGGUGGAUCCAGUGUAAUGUGUUAGCCCCCAAUACUGGAACGAGUUUGCAUAAAACUGGGGAAAUAAAAUAUACUAAUCUAAAGUUUGUUAUGGGUCUAUGGGUUUCUAGAUGUGGACAAACUUUAGGCCUUUUAUUGCAUUGCUCUAAUAUUUAUUUUUGUAUCCUUCAUUUGUUUGUGUGCAUUUUUCUUGUUUUUCUAGUCCUGCAAUAAAUAAACCUCUGUAGAGUUAAA
This is a messenger RNA of Xenopus laevis (African clawed frog), 1968 nucleotides long. It is a transcript of the gene cldn19.L, whose product is annotated as claudin 19 L homeolog. Gene Ontology annotation, cellular component: bicellular tight junction; membrane; plasma membrane. Gene Ontology annotation, molecular function: structural molecule activity. Lineage: Eukaryota; Metazoa; Chordata; Amphibia; Anura; Pipidae. The record is from RefSeq and is marked predicted. Gene Ontology annotation, biological process: cell-cell adhesion.